CUGGUUUCUCAGUCUCAACUCUCAAGAAUCACUCAUCAGGCAGGCCACAUCUAAAUGCUGCAUACAGACCGUUGAUCCUUUUCUUUCCAACCGUCCAUUUCGAAAUAGGCGGGUAAGGCAUCUCGUGAGAGGACCAUCCUGACUCUUGGGCCAUAUCCUGACAGCUUUGGCUGACCCACCUAAUGAGUGGCAUGGAUCGUGUAUUCGCAUUCCGAGAACGAGAUAGACGUCUGGCAUUAGAUCCGCAGCAAACGACGCCCUCGGCGCUGACAUGUAACGAAUCUUCUGCUGGAAUCCCAAACCCAUCCUCUAGGUGUACACUAAAAUGGUGGUUUGAUAAGGUGAAGGGUGGAGUGGAGAGGCAUGAUAGUCGACUGAAUUUGUUUAGCCAAUCUCCAUUUUCUUUUUUAUUGCAUAUUUCAUCCUUUAGAUUUAUAGGGGCUUUAUUUCAACUUCUUUUUCUAAGAUAUAAAGGUGAUCUAGUAUUCGAGAUUAGUGGGAGACGAUUGCAGUUUACGGAGAUGGACUUUGCCCUUAUUACGGGGCUUAAGACUGGAGAGCUUACAAUACCGAAAAAUCGUCCCACUACGAGUACAUUAAGAGAUAAAUACUUCAAAGAAUAUCCAGUUUUAAAGAAGCACUUAAUGGAUGUGUUUGAAAGAUUAGUUGACACCAAUAAGCACGAGGAUGUCGUGAAGGUUGCCCUACUUAUGGUUGUGGAGUGGUUUGUUAGGGGAACCGAACCGAAAACUAUGUGCAACAUGGAUUAUAUUUACUUGGUCGACUCGCUAGAUAAUUUUUAUAGCUAUCCUUGGGGUAGUUUGGCAUACUAUACAAUGUCGCAAGGAGUUGAAGCUGCCGUUGUCGCAUCAAGUGCAGUUCGCUACACCGUAUGUGGUUGCGUCUUUCCUCUACAAAUAUGGGCAGUAGAGAGAGUACCGGCCCUACGAGAGUGUGUUGUUUCGUAUGUUCCCUAUCAAAUUCCACGCUUCAUUCAAUAUCGAGGGUGGAAGGGUUGGAGGUACAACAAAAUACAUGCUAUUUUUGAGAGUAAAGCUACAUUUGUAGUAAUGACCUUAGAACCCACCUUACAAGAAUGGGAAACGGACGCUGUUCGCUUGGUCCGUGACAGUUUCCAGGUCAUUGAAACCCAGGAAGAUGAGGAGGAGAGUAAUGAGAAUGAUUCUAAGGAGGAUGAUGGAGCGGAUGAAAAUGAUGAAAAAGAUGUGGAGGGAGAGGGACUGGGGGGGGAUAUUAUGAAGCAUGUUCUUUUUAUGGAUGAAUUCAGGGUUGAGAGAGAAGAGUUGAAGAAGGAGAGAGAGGAAUUGAAGAAGGAGAGGGAAGAAAUGAGGAAAGAGAAGGAAGAGUUGAGAAAGAAAGAAGAGAGGCUCGAUGAGAGGGAGGCGUUGCUGAAAGAGAAGGAAGCAUUGAAGAUGGAGAGAGAAGAGUUGAAUGAGAGAACACAAUUGAGGAGGGAGAAAGAAUUGUUUUUGAAGGAGAAAGACGAUUUAAAACUUCGGAUGUGCGAGGUAUUGAGAGAAAGGGAAAAGUUAGCGAUGGAGAGAGAGGAGUUUAAUAAGGAGAAGGAAGAUUUUUGUACACAGAGGGAGCAUUUUAUGAGGGAGAAGGAGGAUGAGGAGUUGAAGACGAGAGGGGAAGUAGAUGAUAUGGAAGAGAAAGAGCAUGGACAUGGGGAGUUGGAGGUGCAAUCGUAUAGUACUACCGAGGCUUAUGUAUUGGAUCAAGCAUCCAUUUCUCCUCCCGUUUAUCGAAAGAGAACUAAAAGGGUACUGAAGCCGUCAUAUUAUAAGGUUUCUUCGUACUUGUCCUUGUCUGCAUUUGAUACAACCCCUGGUUUGGUUCCCGGACCUGAGCAAGCAACAACUUUUGCUACUUAUCCAAUACAAUUUCCUGUACAAAUGGAUCCAUUCAGGAUGCUAUCAACUCAGGAAUUGAAAGAAUUAGAGGACUGGUAUGAAGCGAACAAGGACACGACAGCGGGUUGUUGGUUCAGUACCAUAUGGGUGAAGGAUGCGUGGGUUGACAGUGUGACUAUCGACAAAUAUAUCGAUUUCCUCGAGGAAAGGCAGUCUGACCUUUUAAUAGCAUAUCCUCAGGAUUGCAAGUUCUGUCCCACGUAUUUUACGCAAUGCCUUGAGGCAUGUUUGCCGAUUUUGAUCGCAUACCGGGACUCUAAGUCAGCGUCAGAACGUGCCUCGCUAAUAGGCGAGAUGAGCACAGCCUACGCAGUUGCUAAGCAGCGGGAUAAACCAUACGCCAAGGCGAUUUGGUGUUGUGAACGGGUGUAUGUGCCCGUGAACCAUAAUAAUUCGCAUUGGUUCUUGAUGGUCAUCUAUCCAAGAAAAAGAGAAAUCAUUAUUGUUGAUAGUUUACACACAAAUGCAUUAUUAAAGUACAAGCAGAAGAUCAAAGUGAUGACCGAGGCGCUACCCAUUCUCUUCCAUGCCACUGGAGACAGCACUGCACUUGAAGGGAAGAAGUGGACCGCCAAAGUUGAUGAAUCGGCGCCGAAGCAGGACAAUGGUUAUGACUGCGGCAUAUUCGUAAUGAAAUUCAUCGACAUAUUGUGUAGCGGUCUCACCUUGGCAGGAACGGAUAUGCGAAAAUUCACCGCCGUUUGGAGGAAGUCGAUAGCAUAUGAUUGUUUGUCUGUAAACUGUGAAUGAUAUUUGUCAAGGGCAUGAGAGGAAUUUUUGUGAGAUGUUGUAUUAUAUACAUUGUUUGAUAUACCUUGUACUAUUUUAACUGAAUAAAAUUUAUAAUCAAUGAAUAUUUAUAACCCGUAA
Magnolia sinica is the source of this 2807-nucleotide messenger RNA. RefSeq lists its product as uncharacterized. Gene Ontology annotation, cellular component: nucleus. The transcript is spliced from 8 exons. Gene Ontology annotation, biological process: protein desumoylation. The record is from RefSeq and is a predicted model, not a curated record. Gene Ontology annotation, molecular function: deSUMOylase activity. Bases 183 to 2687 code for a protein of 834 amino acids. Lineage: Eukaryota; Viridiplantae; Streptophyta; Magnoliopsida; Magnoliales; Magnoliaceae.